Musca vetustissima is the source of this 235-nucleotide messenger RNA. RefSeq names its product guanine nucleotide-binding protein subunit gamma-e (gene Ggamma30A). The record is from RefSeq and is a predicted model, not a curated record. Gene Ontology annotation, biological process: G protein-coupled receptor signaling pathway. The transcript has a single exon. The coding region runs from base 1 to 105 and encodes 34 amino acids. Lineage: Eukaryota; Metazoa; Arthropoda; Insecta; Diptera; Muscidae.
AUGCGUGCGUUUGUCGAGGAGAAUGAGAAAAAUGACCCAUUGAUAAAUGCUCCGGAUAAAAAGAACAAUCCGUGGGCAGAAAAGGGCAAAUGUGUCAUUAUGUAAUAUUAUCGUAAACCACAAAAAUACCCUAAUAUAAAACAUCAACAACAACAACAACAAUAUAAUAACUAUCAACAACAACCAAUUAAUAAUUAUAACAAACCUAGCAUCAGCAAUAAUAAUAGUAAUAGAA